AUGGACCUUGGGCGGCUCGCACAGUUUCUGGGCGCCUCCGUGUGGCACCGCGUGCCUGUUUCGCGGCGCGCGGCGGUGUUGGUGCUUCUUUUCGUCGGGCGCGCGGGCGAGUGGCGCGUUGUUCUCACACGCCGCCUGGCGCGCCUCCGCUCGUUCCCCGGCCACAUUCUGUUGCCCGGCGGCAAGGCCGACACGGGGCUCGAGCUGGCGUUUAUGGUGGCGCGGCGCGAGGCGUGCGAGGAGAUCGGCUUGGGCCGCGAGGAGGCGUUUGGCGCCCGCGUCGAGCCCGUGGCCGAGCUUCCGUGCUACUUGCUGCGGACUCUUCUGGCGGUGCGCCCGUGCGUGGCGGUGUUGCAUGCGCCCGACGGCGCGGCCGACUUGGGGCUCCGCCUCAAUCCGGGCGAGAGCCUGGCGAUUUUUCUGUGUCCGCUUGCAGACUUUUUUCCAGGUGCGGGCGCGGCCGAGGCGAUUCUGCGCCUGAACCAGCUGGUGAAAUGGGGCGGCGUGCCGUGGCACUUGCGCCUGGUGACGUUUGCGCGCGAAAAUGAGCGCGAGGCGCCGUGGUUGCGCGGCUUGGACGACGCGGACUCGGCGUCGGAGGAGGACGAGGCGGGCGAAAAACACGAGUGGGGUCCGCGCGGCGCCCGCCGCAACUCGGCCAACACGCCCAUCUACGACGUGUGGGGGCUCACGGCGAACAUUCUCCACGACAUUCUGGCGGUGGUGCACGGGCAGGCGCCGGCGCCGUUUGGCCAGGAGGAGUUGAUUUCGGCGCUCUGGCGCCACGGCCACAUGCGCGACGAGCGCCUGGCGCUCGAGAAAAGCUUGAUUGCCGACCUGGGCGCGUCGUUCGGCGCGCUUUUGCCUCGCGCGGAGAUGGUGCGCUUGCGCGGCCUCUACGCCCUGAAUAUAUGA
Molecule: messenger RNA, 915 nt
Organism: Clavispora lusitaniae ATCC 42720
Lineage: Eukaryota; Fungi; Ascomycota; Pichiomycetes; Serinales; Metschnikowiaceae
Gene: PCD1
Product: 8-oxo-dGTP diphosphatase
Biological process (GO): coenzyme A catabolic process
Molecular function (GO): coenzyme A diphosphatase activity
Source: RefSeq, a predicted model, not a curated record